UACACCUACAACCCUCUCUCUCUCUCUCUCUCUCUCUCUCUCUCUCUCUCUCUCACCAAAAAGAGAGAAAAGACUACUGACGAUGUUGGGCGGCAGGAAAACGACGUCAUGCGACGUGGAGGUGGCGGAGACCAAGGCGGUGGCGAACGGAACCACCACGAGUAGUACUACUGGGCCGCAACAGCCGGCCAAGUCGUCAUCUUCAUCAUCAGCUCAUCAACUCGGGAAAGCUGACUUGGCUCACGUGUGCCUGAGGCUGCUCUGCAUGGCGUCCUCCCUCACGGCGUUGUCGUUCAUGCUCACUGCCCGGCAAGCCAGCAACAUCACCAUCUAUGGUUUCCACUUCCCCGUUUACUCCAAGUGGUCUUUCGCUCAGUCCUUCGAAUAUGUGGUUGGUAUCACAGCAGCUGUGACAGUUUAUUCAUUGCUGCAACUACUGAUGAGUGGAACUAGGCUGCUGAGAAAGUAUCCGAUGAUUCCCUCGAGGAAUCAUGCCUGGCUUAGCUUUGCUGGGGAUCAGGUAUUUGCAUAUGCGCUGAUGAGCGCAGGGUCAGCUGCAUCCGGAGUAAGCAACCUGAAUCGCACAGGAAUCCGGCACACACCUCUCCCGAACUUCUGUAAACCACUAAAUAUCUUCUGCAACCACAUUGCCAUCUCCAUAGCCUUCACUUUCUUAAGUUGCCUUUUGCUGGCCACAUCUGCUGUUCAGAAUGUAAUCUGGCUCUCCAACAAUUGAGCUACCCUGCUUAUUUGUUUCCACGCAGUACUUAAUCACUUGCACCCUAGCCAUAUCAUAAUUCUAAAACAUUAAGCCUUAUCUGUCUUAAGGCUUCAUGUAUUUCCUAUAUAGUUCCAAAUACGUAUCUUUCUUUAUGUGGUGAAA
Messenger RNA from Argentina anserina (silverweed cinquefoil), 883 nucleotides. RefSeq names its product CASP-like protein 3A1. The coding region runs from base 83 to 736 and encodes 217 amino acids. The record is from RefSeq and is a predicted model, not a curated record. The transcript has 3 exons. NCBI's taxonomy places the organism in Eukaryota, Viridiplantae, Streptophyta, Magnoliopsida, Rosales, Rosaceae.